Molecule: messenger RNA, 8135 nt
Organism: Prunus persica (peach)
Lineage: Eukaryota; Viridiplantae; Streptophyta; Magnoliopsida; Rosales; Rosaceae
Product: serine/threonine-protein kinase TOR
Exons: 56
Coding region: 462-7871 (2469 amino acids)
Biological process (GO): negative regulation of macroautophagy; TOR signaling
Cellular component (GO): TORC1 complex; nucleus; TORC2 complex
Molecular function (GO): protein serine/threonine kinase activity; protein binding; protein-containing complex binding
Source: RefSeq, a predicted model, not a curated record
CCAACUAACCUAAUGCCUGUCUGUCUAAUUUCCUUAUAAAUUUAUCAACAUUUCCUUAUAAGAAAUAGGAUUUACCCUUUCCAUUUAUAGUAAGCAGAAAUUUAAAAAAAAAGGAAAAAGGAAAAAGGAAAAAAAGGGUUGGGUUCUGGCAAUGAAUAAGCAUGAUCGAGCGCACCAAAACCAAGAACUAACAAGAAAAUUACACAGCCGCAAUAGCCAAAGCCGAAGCCAAAAACCGAGGCUUUGCCUUUUGCUUUGCUUGCGUUAAUUCAAAGCAUAAAAUCCUACAGAGCUCGCUACUCUACUCUGCUCUGCAACUAUUUGCGCAACGUCUAUAUUUAUUGUCGUAAUUUUUCUCAUCGUCUACGGUCCGGCCCCGAGAGCUUAGGUGCCUUGAAGAUCUGAUUGGAUACGGAGAGAGAGAGGUGUUGGGUGUUUAGGGUUUGGGGAGCCUCAGCGAGAUGGCGGUCUCGGGGCAGUCCAUCAGGUUCUGCGGCCCCGCCUCUGCCGGACCCAGCGGAGGCAGUUUCGACGCGCUCAAUCGCGUCCUUGCUGACCUCUGCACCCGAGGCAACCCCAAGGAGGGGGCUUCAUUAGCUUUGAAGAAGCAUCUGGAAGAAGAAGCCCGUGACCUCAGUGGAGAAGCAUUUUCCCGUUUCAUGGAUCAGUUGUAUGAUCGGAUUUCAUCUCUUCUGGAGAGCAGUGAUGUUGCGGAGAACUUAGGAGCUCUAAGAGCUAUUGAUGAGUUGAUAGAUGUGGCAUUUGGAGAGAAUUCCUCAAAGGUUUCAAAGUUUGCUAAUUACAUACGGACUGUGUUUGAGGUAAAGCGUGAUCCUGAUAUUUUGGUCCUAGCUAGUAGAGUUCUGGGCCAUCUAGCCAGAGCAGGGGGAGCGAUGACUGCAGAUGAAGUGGAACGCCAGAUAAAAAUUGCUCUCGGGUGGUUGCGUGGGGAUAGAGUCGAGUAUCGACGUUUUGCUGCUGUCUUGAUCUUGAAAGAAAUGGCAGAAAAUGCUUCAACAGUGUUCAAUGUUCAUGUACCUGAAUUUGUUGAUGCUAUUUGGGUUGCUUUGAGGGAUCCAAUGUUGCCUAUUCGAGAGCGAGCUGUGGAAGCUCUGCGUGCUUGCCUUGGUGUUAUUGAGAAACGUGAGACACGCUGGCGUGUGCAAUGGUAUUAUCGUAUGUUUGAGGCCACUCAGGAAGGGUUGGGUAAAAAUGCUUCUGUUCACAGCAUACAUGGUUCUUUACUUGCAGUUGGAGAGCUUUUGAGGAAUACAGGUGAAUUUAUGAUGUCAAGGUACAGAGAAGUUGCAGAAAUUGUCCUUAGAUAUCUUGAGCACCGCGAUAGGCUGGUUCGCCUGAGCAUAACUUCGUUGCUACCUCGAAUUGCUCAUUUUCUGCGCGAUCGAUUUGUCACAAACUACUUAACGAUAUGCAUGAAUCAUAUUCUUGCUGUUUUGCGAAUACCGGCUGAGCGCUCCAGUGGUUUUGUUGCCCUUGGGGAGAUGGCUGGUGCUUUGGACGGGGAACUUGUCCACUAUUUGCCGACAAUUACGUCUCACUUACGUGAUGCAAUUGCUCCACGUAGAGGUAGACCCUCGCUUGAGGCUUUGGCUUGUGUUGGAAACAUUGCAAAAGCAAUGGGGCCUGCUAUGGAACCUCAUGUUUGUGGUCUUUUGGAUGUUAUGUUCUCUGCUGGCCUUUCCCCUACGCUUGUUGAGGCCCUUGAGCAGAUAACUACCAGUAUUCCAUCCUUGCUGCCUACCAUCCAAGAUCGGUUGCUUGACUGCAUUUCGGUGGUUCUUUCAAAAUCCCAUCAUCCUCAGGGAAGGUCAGCUGUUGGCAUGGGUAGAGGAAAUUUAAUAAAUAUGCCUCAGCAAGUCUCGGACCUCAGUGGUUCAGCCCUCGUGCAGCUUGCUUUGCAGACUCUAGCUCGUUUUAAUUUCAAGGGCCAUGACCUUCUUGAGUUUGCAAGAGAAUCAGUGGUUGUAUAUUUGGAUGAUGAUGAUGGAGCCGUCCGAAAAGAUGCUGCCCUCUGUUGUUGCAGAUUAGUUGCAAAUUCCUUUUCUGGUGUGCAAUAUGCUUCGGGUAGGUCCAAUCGAGGAAAGCGACGACGUCUUGUUGAGGAGAUUGUGGAAAAGCUUCUCAUCGAAGCUGUUGCAGAUGCUGAUGUUAUUGUUCGCCAUUCGAUCUUUUCCUCUCUGCAUGGGAAUAGAGGUUUUGAUGAUUUUUUGGCGCAGGCUGAUAGUCUGAGCGCAGUUUUUGCUGCUUUAAAUGAUGAGGAUUUUGACGUUCGAGAGUUUGCAAUUUCUGUGGCUGGGAGGUUGUCAGAAAAAAAUCCUGCUUAUGUCCUUCCAGCACUUCGUCGCCAUCUCAUACAGUUGUUAACUUACCUGGGGCAGAGUGCAGAUACCAAAUGCCGGGAAGAAAGUGCGAAGUUACUUGGUUGUUUAAUACGGAAUUGUGAACGGCUAAUACUUCCAUAUAUUGCUCCAAUACACAAGGCACUCGUAGCAAGACUUAAAGAUGGCACCGGUGUCAAUGCAAAUAAUGGCAUUAUUAGUGGAGUUCUUGUAACUGUUGGGGAUCUUGCUAGAGUGGGUGGUUUUGCAAUGCGAAGAUACAUUCCGGAGCUUAUGCCUUUGAUUGUUGAUGCUUUAUUGGAUGGAGCAGCUGUCACAAAACGGGAAGUGGCAGUCGCCACUCUUGGUCAAGUUGUACAGAGCACUGGGUAUGUAAUAACUCCAUACAAUGAGUAUCCACUGUUACUUGGCUUACUCUUGAAGUUGCUGAAUGGUGAAUUAGCAUGGUCUACAAGACGUGAAGUACUAAAGGUUCUUGGAAUUAUGGGUGCUUUAGACCCUCAUGCGCAUAAACGAAAUCAGCAAUGCUUGCCUGGGCCACAUGGAGAUGUUACACGUAAUGCCAGUGAAUCUGGUCAACACAUUCAAUCUGUGGAUGAAUUGCCUAUGGACUUGUGGCCAUCAUUUGCAACAUCUGAAGAUUAUUAUUCCACGGUUGCAAUCAAUUCUCUCAUGCGUAUACUUAGGGACCCUUCACUUGCUACUUACCACCUAAAGGUGGUCGGAUCCCUUAUGUUUAUAUUCAAGUCGAUGGGUCUUGGUUGUGUUCCAUACUUACCAAAGGUUUUGCCUGAUCUCUUCCAUAUAGUCCGUACAUGUGAUGAUGCUUUAAAGGAUUUUAUAACAUGGAAGCUUGGAACUCUAGUAUCUAUUGUGCGUCAGCACGUUCGGAAGUAUCUGCAUGAGUUACUCAUUCUAAUUUCAGAACUAUGGUCAACCUUCAGUUUUCCUGCUGCUGGCCGUCCUCAACUUGGCUAUCCAGUUCUGCAUCUAGUGGAGCAACUUUGCUUAGCUCUCAAUGAUGAAUUCCGAACAUACCUUCCUGAUAUUCUUCCAUGUUGUAUUCAAGUUCUAAGUGAUGCAGAACGGUAUAAUGAUUAUACUUAUGUUCUUGACAUCCUCCGUACCCUUGAAGUGUUUGGUGGAACAUUGGAUGAACAUAUGCAUCUGCUUCUUCCUGCACUGAUUCGCUUGUUUAAAGUGGAUGCUUCAGUGGAUAUAAGACGUGCUGCUAUCAAAACUUUGACAAAAUUGAUCCCUCGUGUGCAGGUUACUGGUCACAUAUCUUCUCUUGUGCAUCACUUGAAGUUAGUCUUAGAUGGGAAGAAUGAUGAGCUCCGGAAAGAUGCUGUUGAUGCGCUUUGUUGUCUAGCUCAUGCCCUUGGGGAGGACUUUACCAUUUUUAUCCCAUCAAUACACAAACUUCUGUUGAAACAUCGCUUACGGCAUAAAGAAUUCGAGGAAAUCGAAGGUCGUUUGCAGCGACGAGAACCGCUAAUUUUGGGGAGCACAGCUGCUCAAAGAUUAAGUCAGCGACCUCCAGUGGAGGUUAUCACUGACCGUUUGAGUGAUUUGGAGAUUGACCCUUAUGAUGAUGGGUCUGAUGUGCAGAAACAACUCCGAAGCCAUCAGGUUAAUGAUAGUCGGUUACGCAAUGCUGGAGAGGCUUCUCAACGCAGUACCAAAGAAGAUUGGGCAGAAUGGAUGAGACAUUUUAGUAUUGAGCUUCUCAAGGAGUCUCCUUCUCCUGCCCUACGAACUUGUGCAAGGCUUGCACAGUUGCAGCCAUUUGUUGGGCGCGAGUUAUUUGCAGCGGGUUUUGUUAGCUGUUGGGCACAGCUAAAUGAGACUAGUCAGAAACAGUUAGUUCGGAGUUUGGAGAUGGCAUUUUCAUCUCCUAAUAUUCCUCCUGAAAUUUUGGCAACACUUCUUAAUUUGGCAGAGUUCAUGGAACAUGAUGAGAAACCUCUUCCUAUAGACAUUCGCCUGCUUGGUGCUCUUGCGGAAAAGUGUCGUGCGUUUGCCAAGGCCUUGCAUUACAAAGAAAUGGAAUUUGAAGGAGCACGCUCCAAGAAGAUGGAUGCCAACCCUGUUGCUGUAGUUGAAGCACUCAUACAUAUAAACAACCAGUUACACCAGCAUGAGGCUGCAGUUGGAAUAUUGACCUAUGCCCAACAACAUUUGGAUGUUCAACUAAAAGAGUCAUGGUAUGAGAAGUUGCAACGAUGGGAUGAUGCUCUCAAGGCCUACACCGCAAAAGCCUCCCAAGCAUCGAGUUCACAUCUUGUUUUGGAUGCCACUUUAGGUCGGAUGCGAUGCCUUGCUGCUUUGGCACGAUGGGAGGAGCUUAACAACCUGUUCAAGGAAUUUUGGACCCCAGCUGAGCCGGCUGCUAGAUUGGAAAUGGCACCAAUGGCUGCAAGGGCUGCUUGGAACAUGGGGGAGUGGGAUCAAAUGGCAGAAUAUGUGUCUCGGUUAGACGAUGGUGAUGAAACCAAACUUAGGGGUUUGGGGAACACUGCUGCUAGUGGUGAUGGAAGCAGUAAUGGCACAUUCUUUAGAGCUGUUUUGUUAGUUCGAAGAGGAAAGUAUGAUGAAGCACGGGAGUAUGUGGAGAGAGCUAGGAAAUGCUUGGCAACAGAGCUUGCUGCUUUGGUUUUGGAGAGCUAUGAACGUGCAUAUAUCAAUAUGGUCCGUGUUCAGCAGCUAUCAGAACUUGAGGAGGUCAUUGAUUAUUGCACACUUCCUCUGGGGAACGCUGUUGCUGAGGGACGACGAGCCCUUAUUCGCAAUAUGUGGAAUGAGCGGAUACAAGGUGCAAAACGUAAUGUUGAGGUAUGGCAAGCUCUUUUAGCAGUUAGAGCACUUGUUCUACCUCCUACAGAAGAUGUUGACACUUGGCUUAAGUUUGCUUCCCUUUGUCGGAAAAGUGGGCGAAUUAGUCAGGCUAGAUCUACUUUAGUCAAACUCUUACAGUAUGAUCCUGAAUCAUCUCAUGAAAGCGUGCGGUACCAUGGGCCUCCACAAGUGAUGCUUGCAUAUUUGGAAUAUCAAUGGUCACUUGGAGAGGACCUUAAGCGCAAGGAAGCGUUUGCAAGGCUUCAGAAUUUGGCAAUAGAGCUUUCAAGUGCACCCAGCAUGCAACCAGAUACUCCAACUGGCUUGAUGAGCUGUAGUAGUCCAAGUGUUCCACUUCUUGCCCGUGUGUAUCUCAGACUUGGAUCCUGGAAAUGGACUCUUUCUUCUGGAUUGGAUGAUGAUUCUAUACAAGAAAUCCUUGCUGCCUUCCGCAAUGCAACUCAAUAUGCCAAUAAAUGGGCAAGGGCAUGGCACACAUGGGCGCUGUUCAAUACAGCAGUGAUGUCUCUUUAUACUGUAAGAGGUUAUGCAAGUGUUGCUUCACAGUUCGUUGUUGCAGCAGUCACUGGAUAUUUUCACUCAAUAGCAUGUUCGGCCAAUACUAAAGGUGUUGAUGAUAGUUUACAGGAUAUUCUUCGUCUUCUUACAUUGUGGUUCAACCAUGGAGCUACUGCAGAAGUCCAAAUGGCACUACAGAAGGGGUUUGCACAUGUUAAUAUUAACACAUGGCUGGUGGUUUUGCCCCAAAUAAUUGCCAGGAUACAUUCUAAUAACCGUGCUGUGAGGGAACUAAUACAGUCACUUUUGGUGCGAAUUGGACAAAGUCAUCCACAGGCUCUUAUGUACCCUCUCCUUGUAGCAUGUAAAUCAAUAAGUAAUUUACGCAGAGCUGCAGCUCAAGAAGUGGUUGACAAAGUUCGGCAGCAUAGUGGUGUGCUUGUGGAUCAGGCACAACUUGUAUCAAAGGAACUAAUCAGGGUGGCAAUACUUUGGCAUGAACUGUGGCAUGAGGCUCUGGAAGAAGCUAGCCGCUUGUAUUUUGGUGAACAUAACAUUGAGGGAAUGCUAAAAGUAUUGGAGCCAUUACAUGAAAUGCUUGAGGAAGGGGCUAUGAACAACAAUACCACUAUAAAAGAGAGAGCAUUCAUUGAGGCCUAUCGUCAUGAAUUGCUGGAGGCCUAUGAGUGUUGCAUGAAAUAUAAGAGAACUGGGAAAGACGCUGAGCUUACUCAGGCUUGGGAUCUUUAUUAUCAUGUAUUUAGACGAAUAGAUAAGCAGCUGCAGAGUCUUACUACUCUGGAUUUGGAGUCUGUCUCACCAGAGUUGUUGGAAUGUCGUAAUUUGGAGCUCGCUGUUCCUGGGACAUACCGUGCUGAAUCUCCAGUUGUAACAAUUGCAUCGUUUGCCCGCCAGCUUGUUGUCAUAACAUCCAAACAGCGACCAAGGAAAUUAACGAUUCAUGGGAGUGAUGGUGAGGAUUAUGCUUUCUUGCUGAAGGGACAUGAAGAUUUACGCCAAGAUGAACGUGUCAUGCAGCUUUUUGGUUUGGUGAAUACACUACUGGAGAAUUCUAGAAAUACUGCGGAAAAAGAUCUCUCCAUUCAACGAUAUGAUGUCGUUCCCUUGUCUCCAAACAGUGGUCUAAUUGGUUGGGUCCCAAACUGUGACACCCUUCACCAACUCAUUAGGGAGUACAGGGAUGCCAGAAAGAUCACUCUGAAUCAAGAACACAAGUAUAUGUUAAGCUUUGCUCCAGAUUAUGAUCAUUUGCCACUCAUAGCUAAAGUGGAAGUAUUUGAGUAUGCCCUGCAACAUACAGAGGGAAACGACCUUGCAAGGGUUCUUUGGCUGAAAAGUCGUACUUCUGAGGUAUGGCUGGAGAGGAGGACAAACUAUACCAGAAGUUUAGCAGUCAUGAGUAUGGUCGGUUACCUUCUUGGAUUAGGUGAUCGCCACCCAAGCAAUCUUAUGCUGCACCGCUAUAGCGGAAAAAUCUUGCACAUCGAUUUUGGGGACUGCUUUGAGGCCUCUAUGAACCGGGAGAAGUUCCCUGAGAAGGUCCCCUUUCGGUUGACUAGAAUGCUUGUGAAAGCAAUGGAGGUCAGUGGUAUAGAAGGCAACUUCCGUUCAACUUGUGAAAAUGUGAUGCAAGUUCUGCGAACAAAUAAAGAGUGUGUUAUGGCUAUGAUGGAGGCCUUUGUUCAUGAUCCUCUCAUCAAUUGGCGUCUCUUCAACUUCAAUGAAGUUCCACAAAUGUCAAUGCUUGGAAAUAGCCAUGUUCCUCCUGUUGUGGAUGCUGAAGAACCUUCUCAAAAUAGAGAGCUUCCCCAACCACAACGAGGUGCUCGUGAAAGGGAACUCCUUCAGGCUGUUAAUCAACUGGGUGAUGCUAAUGAGGUCUUGAAUGAGCGUGCAGUGGUUGUCAUGGCUCGGAUGAGUAAUAAACUUACUGGCCGUGAUUUUUCUGCCUGUUCCUCUGUAGCAUCCAGCUCUAUUCAACAUGUAGUUGACCACAGUACACUGAUUUCUGGAGAUAGUCGAGAAGUUGAUCAUGGUUUAUCUUUUAAGCUGCAAGUUCAAAAGUUGAUUAUCCAAGCAACUUCUCAUGAAAAUUUGUGCCAAAAUUAUGUAGGGUGGUGUCCUUUUUGGUAAGCGCAUCAGUCGACUGUACAUAACGUGUAUAUGUAUAUAUACUUUGUACAUAUUUGUGAGCCACAGCUAGACCUAAGAAGUUUGCUUUUUCAGUUAUUCUUGUAGUAUAUGCACCAACCAAUCUUUACUUUUGUAUAAAGUAGCUGAUAGCCAUAGGCGAAUUAAACCUCUUGUAGUUCUACAAACAGUAUUUGUGUAAAUAAUAACUUUCAUUAUAACUAGAGAAUCUUUUCUAUCCAAGUACCCAAAUGUUUUGAAGUGCAA